Molecule: messenger RNA, 6768 nt
Organism: Stegodyphus dumicola
Lineage: Eukaryota; Metazoa; Arthropoda; Arachnida; Araneae; Eresidae
Product: integrin alpha-PS1-like
Biological process (GO): cell-cell adhesion; integrin-mediated signaling pathway; cell-matrix adhesion
Cellular component (GO): integrin complex; external side of plasma membrane
Molecular function (GO): integrin binding
Source: RefSeq, a predicted model, not a curated record
CGUUGAAUUUUUUGCGAGUCAGAAUUAAAUUGUGAAAUGAUUUGCAAAAUCUCGUUUAUUCGGGCAGCAAGCAUGCUACAUUGGAGAUGCUUAUUAAGCCAUUUAUUUUAUAACCUGUCAAAACUGAUAUUAUGGACCUCAGCGUGUGAUAAAAGAUGACCAAUGGCUUGGUGUCACAGUGCGUAGCCAGGGUCCUGGAGGCUAUGUUAUGGCUUGUGCUCAUCGCUUUAUUUUGGCGGGAGAUGAUUAUCAGUGGGGCCAAGGUAUAUGUUACUCUUUGACACAAGAAUUGGAACUUGAUAGAGCUUGGGAACCUUGUAAAAACCGUCCUGUUAACAAAGCUCAUGAACAAUAUGGCUAUUGUCAAGCUGGAACCAGUGGAGAAAUUGCAGAAGACAAUACUAUUGUUAUUGGUUCUCCUGGACCUUUCACUUGGAGAGGUACAGUGUUUGCUAACAAUGUACGAUUCAAACUUCUUGAUGAUAGACGAUGGUAUUAUGGACCUAUCAAGGAAGAAACAUCACCUGUUGAUAAAUACAGCUAUUUAGGUAUGUCAGUGACUACUGGUGUAUUUUUUGAUGGCAAAAGAAGCUUUGUAGGUGGGGCUCCACGAUCCAAUGGAACUGGCCAAGUAAUCUUUUUUACAAAGGGAAAAGUUGGCGAAGCAGUAUUUGAUGUUCAAUUAAUUUUAAAUGGUGAACAAUUUGCAUCAUCUUUUGGUUACACAUUAGCCUCUAUAGAUAUCAACAGUGAUGGUUAUUUAGAUCUUGCUGUUGGCGCUCCGUUUUAUUAUUCUAAAGCAAAAGGAGGUGCUGUAUAUAUAUACAUAAAUUCACCUGAGGGUAUUAAGGAAACUGAGGAAUCUAUUAAAAUAACUGGCAAACCAGAAUCAAGAUUUGGAUUUGCUAUUGAGAAUGCUGGUGAUCUAAACAAAGAUGGUUAUCCAGAUCUUGUUAUUGGAGCACCUUAUGAAGAAGGUGGUGGGACUAUAUACAUAUAUUCAGGAUCAAAGGAUGGCAUUAUAAAGAUCCCAUCACAGAUUAUUCGAGCUGAAGAUAUUCCCAAAGUUGGAAAUUUACAAACAUUUGGUUAUUCAUUAGAUGGUGGAAUAGAUAUUGAUGGUAAUGGUUAUCCUGAUUUACUUGUUGGAUCUUAUGAGAGUAAUGCUGCUGUUCUGCUAAGGUCACGACCUGUACUAGACAUAGUAACUUCAGUUAGUGGCCAACUUUCAAAUAUUGAUCCUGAUAAGAAGGGCUGUGAAAUGGAUAGAAAUGCUGCUAGAGUGUGCUUUUCCUUCCAAGCAUGUUUCCAAUUUAAUUCAUCUGUUUCUACAUCAGAAGCCUUAAAGUUGCAAUACAAAAUUGAAGCUGACACUUUCACUGGAAGAAAAUAUUAUAGAGUUCGAUUUAAAUCUUCUCUGGAUAGUGAAACUCCUAAUAUUGUGAAAAAACAAAUUGUGAUGAAAGGCACAUCUGUAAACAGACAGCAUUGUUCUGAAGAAGUAGUUUAUUUAAAAGAUAAAAGUGACAUUCAAAAUCCAAUACAGUUUAAAUUAACUUAUUCCUUGAUUCAGAAAGAUCCUUUAUUUCCUUUACCUGGCAGUCCUUUACCAGAUAUAAAUAUAUAUCCUAUUCUCAAUCAACAAGAAGCUUCUAAAAUAUUUGAGGCAAAAUUUUUGAAAGAUUGUGGAUCCAAUGAUAUAUGCGAAAGUGAUUUGGAUGUAGUUGUAGAUAUAAAUCUUACUAAAGAUGGUCAGGGCAGACCAAUUUUAUAUUUGGGUGAGAAACAAGUUGCGUUAUCGGUGAAAGUUACAAAUUCUAGAGAACCAGCUUAUGAUGCUAUGUUGUAUGUUUUUCACCCUGCUAGUCUGAGUUUUGUAGGAAGAAAGAUAGUGAAAGGUGACCAAAUUGAAUGUGUCCCUUUUAACACCACAGUUGUUACUUGUGAACUUGGAAAUCCUUUGAAACAGACUGAAGUUGAAUUGCAAAUUAAAUUUAAUCCAAAAGAUGUUGCUGCAGAUGAAAGAAGUUUAAAAAUUACAGUCAAGGCCAAUACAACAAGUCAUGAAGUUUCUUCUCGAGAAGAUAUUUCCAUAGAAGCAGGAAUAGUAAAAGUUGCUGAAUUAGAAAUUAGAGGGGCAUCACAGCCAGAGCAAGCAUUUUAUGGAGGUGAAUCUAGUCGUGUACCUGUAUAUGUUGAUGAUGUGGGAAGUGAAAUUGUUCAUAUAUAUGAGAUUAUUAACCAUGGGCCAUGGUUAGCAACAGGUGUAGAAGUGGUUGUCUCUUGGCCUUAUGAAGCUGCAGAUUCAUAUGAGCAUGGGAAAUGGCUGUUGUAUAUUGUUGAAAACCCAGAGGUAAUUGGCAAUGGUUACUGUGAAUUAGAGCAAGCACACCUUAAUCCUUUGAAGUUAAAGAAACAUCUUGAAGAACUGCGAUAUGCACCACAGAGUUCAUACAGGAAGCGUGCAAAGCGAGAAAUAGAGCCACAAGAAUUACGAAUGGAUGGUAAAAUUGUAAAAGUAGUUAGUUUGGAUUGUGAUGCUCAUACUGCUAAAUGUUUCCAAUUUACCUGUCAUUUUAAAAGUUUAGAGAGAGACAGUACUGCAGUUAUAAAAAUUAAAGCAAGGCUAUGGAAUAAUACUUUUGUAAAGGAUUAUCCAGAUGUUGAUUGGGUAUCAGUGAAUUCCAGAGCUCUUAUACGUACUCUUUCAGAUGAUAUCAAACAAGAGGAUGAUGAUGAUUUUGCUUUUGCUGAAACUAAAGCUUAUCCUGAUAUCCAUUUAUAUCAAAAACCUGAAGAAGUUGCUUUAUGGAUAAUCAUUCUUGCUGCUUGUGCGGGGGUAUUACUACUUGUAAUACUUAUACUUAUUUUGUGGAAGUGUGGAUUUUUCAAGAGGAAAAAGCCUGGAGAAGGUUAUGGACCUGCACCUACGCAUGAUAAGGAAUACAUGUAAACUGAUCCUAUUCUGUGAUGUCAUCGAAAAAAUAAAAGGUUGUGUUUAUUGGAGUACAGGAAAUAUAUAAGAAGUAAUUAAUUUGCAAAAUCAUGGAAUGGUUUACUAAUUAAUGGAAGAAGUUUGUUGCAUAAGCCAUUCUGAAACUGUGACUAAGUGCAUCAUUGUGCCAGUGUUCUUAAAAUUGCCUUUUUUAAGGUGUUUUAGUACUGUGAUGAACUAGACUAAAGGCACCUGUCUUUCGAACUAACAGUGUGUUCAGAAACCAAAUGUGUUGUCAAAAACAGUUAACGUGUGAAACAUAAAAAGUCUGCUGCUGAAAUGUAGCACCAGGCUAAGAGUUUUUUAUAACUUUAUUCUACAAAACAUGUGAUAUGUUGGAUAUAUCAUACAGAUUUUAUGCUUUUACUGAAGUAAAAUUAAAUAAUUUUUCAUAUGUAAGAUUUUUUUGAGGACUGUUUCUUUUAACAUUUGAUUUUAACGAGAAACAGUAAAGUAGCUAUUAACUAUUUUAAGAACUUAUAAAACAAAUCAUCAGUUAUGGUAAUCUAUCUUUUGGCUGUCUGUGAAUUUUGUAAACUGAAAGUUUAUUUGAAUGAGUAAUUAUUUUUAAUAUGAGAAUAUUUUUAAUUUACAAAAUUCCUGUAAAAAGAAAACAUUUAUAGGAAUAUUCCUUCAACUAAUUUUCCUGUGAUUAAUGGUUAUGGAUAAACAGAAGGAUAAUUUAACUGAGCAUUGUUUGUUUACGUCAUUAAUUGUUAUGCAGAGUAUGCAUAACUUGCAUUCAUUAUAGUAAGACAGUCAGCUCUUGAAUUGUUUUCAGAAUGAAUGUGUAUUCAACAUUUAAUACUGAAAAUUUUAUACUUUAAUUAGUUUUUAAAUAAUAAUGAAAAAUUUCAUUUGUACAUACAUUUUAAAUGUUUUAUGUGCAUUUUUGUAUUUGAAAAUUGGCAAUUUACAUGAUAGCCAUUCACUUUCUUUUGAUGCUAUAAGUAUUUACCAUUGUUGAAGAAGUUUUCAUUUUAACUUAGUGAAUUAGUUAUUUUAAGUUAACAUUUUUGCAGUUUGCAAUUUAAAUAAUUUUUUAAUGCUUGUAAAUAAUGAAUCUGUUGUGCCUUAUCUUGUAGAUAUCUUUUAACUCCGUACAAAUGCAAUACGAUGAAAUUUGUGCGUAGAUUUGAAAUAAUCGAUUUUCAUUGACAAAUUGCUAAUUUUGCACAUAUUGGUCAAAAUUAUUUAACUGAGUCUACUAAAUACAGUGUGAUAAAUGUAUAAGCAAACCUUCAGUUGAAUGGAUGUUGGAAAGGAGAUCUACUGUAGAGUCAUUAGGUUAUUUUGAAGCAGGAGGCAGGAAAAAUGAGCAAUGCCCAUGCCGGGACUUGAACUUGGACGUCUCGAAUGCGUGCUGAGUGUGCUACCACGAAGGCAUGCUAAAGAGAGGGAGAAAAUACAUUAUACUACUAUAUUUUAAAGCUCAUUAAAUCAGUAUGUUUUAAAAUUGUAUAUAUUGAAUAAAAUCUAUGGAUUGUAGUGUUUAACUUGUUGAAUUUAUAAAAUGUGUAUGAAAUAAUUAAAUAAAAGAAAUCAAAAAGGCACAUAUUACGUAUUCCAUUAUGUAAAUAUUAGUGUUAAUUGGAUGAAUAGCAUUUUAAGCCUAUAAAUUAUUUAAUAUUUUAAGCCCAUUAGAAAAUACUUUAAGAACUGAUGUUUUUCAAUGAUUAACAUUAACUUAGUUUGAGUUCACAUAAUAAAACACUCAAAUGCUACUUUCUCUAGACCUUUUCCCACUGGCCAUUUUUACAUGUGAUCUAAUAUCAACAUGAAAAAAAAUCUUGUGCAUUAUAUUUUAAGUGCAAAUUGUUUGAAGAGGGUCUCUCUGUGACUUUUGUGAGUAUUCCCAGCUUCAGUGUUUACAGCACCCUAAGCAAUCAAUAUAGUUUGCUCUUUAUAUAAAUUAAUGUUAAUGAUUCAAAGCAUAAAAUAUUUAGUUGUCAUUAGGGAGAGCAACUUAGCUAGCAAACUCAGAAAAUCAUUGCCCAAAGCAGUUGUAUAUUCUGCCUGUUUUGGGAGGCAGCUUCCUUGUAAGCUAAAGCCUAACCAAAUUUUAGCAGCUAUGAUUUUUGUUCAUAAUUAAUUAAUCAUUAAUUAUUUCAUCAUUAAGUUAAUGCAGUUUUAUAGAACUCCUUUGUGCUUUGUUUAUAAUAACAAAUAUUAUGCAUUUGCAAAUAAAAAAAGUCGCAGUUAUAAAUAUAAGAAUAUUAACAAGUAAAUGGAAUGUACUCCAAUUGCUUAUUUCUCUGGAAUUUAAAAAUGAAGUCGAAUAUUUUUGGCUGUUAAUGCAAAAUCUGUUAAAUUGAAACUGUGCCAUUUUAAAGCACAUUACAUUUUUUUUAAACCACAUUAUAUUUAAUACAAGGAUUACAUUUUUUUAAACCUUUAUGUGGGUAAAGUAACUUCCAAUUUAGAUUGCAUUCCUAAAAUAUAAAGUUGUAUUAAAUGAAAGAUCCAGGUUUUUGAUGUUAUUUUUUAAAAAAUUAAAAUCAGUAUCACAAAAUUUUGUAUAAACAGCUCUGUUAAUAGUUGAGUAAAUAGUAUCUGAUUUUAACAAAUAUAUUACAGAAAUUUUAGGUGUAGUAUGUAGAAUGAUGUAUAACUUAACUAUAUAGAUACAUUAUUAAGUAACGCAUUUUUGGUCUUUUUUGGUAUUAUAUAAUCAACACAUUAUUAUAAUAUUUUAUGAUGCUAAUGUGUUACAGCAGUAAUGCCAUAUUUCAUAAAAAUCUAAAUAUUAAAAUAUUGUGUAACAGUUUUAAUUUAUACUUGCAUAUAUGUAUGUUGUUCUUGAUUAACUGCAAAACUAUCUGAUAAUACUGUUAAAAAUGAAUCACUGAUUUCAUGAAAUUCGCUAUUCAAAACUAAUUUACAUUUUUAAGAAAUCGCAGUAUUAUAAAAGCUACAUUCUAUGCAAGUCACUGACUGUCUUCAGUUUGACUGUCACUUUAAUAAUAUUUGUAGAUAGAACUCUAAACAUGAUUUAUGGUUUGAAAAUACAUAUUUUAAGUAUAUCAGUCUUUCACAAAUUUAUUCUUUUAAAAUUUUUUUAAAUGUUUAGAAAAAAUAAAUAAUAAAACUUAAAUUUAACUUUGUUGGAAGAAAGUCAGGUAAUUUGGAUUAGUCUAUACUUUCUAAUUAAAAAAAAAAUCGGUCUUUAAUAUAUAAAGCUAAAAUAUAUAUUGCAUGUAUAUGUAAUAUAUAUAUUGAAUUAAUUUAAUCGUAACAAGCCAUUAUCUACAUUUUGAUAAAUUAUCUUUGAAUUGAUAAACAAAUAACAUAAAAAACUGAGUAAGGAUAUGCAGGUACUGUCUACUGCAAAAAUGAAAUAAGUGCCAUGUUUUGCAAAAUAAAAGGUGAUCUGUGUAAAUUCUUUUAUCCACCUGAUUUAUGAUUAUAUUAAAAUAUGUAUAUAUAUUUUUUAAAGUGCCAAACUUUUAACAUUUAAAGAGUCUUAAACUUGAAAAGCAAUUAUUAUAAUUGAAGCUUUUGUUAUUACUAAAAGCUUAAGAAAUUUUUUAUUGCAGUAUUUGGACUCGUAUUUAAGAAAAAAAAUAUUUCAACCGAAAAUGUGUUUAUCAAGUGUAAAAUAUACAAAACAUUCUUUAGAACUGAAAUUUCCAUUGUUGUUUUACAAAUGUAUUAAAAAGCAAAGACUAUAAUUUUUUUAUAUAUUUUAUACAUGUAAAAAAGAAUUUUAUUGAUAUCUAAUUAUUUGUAUCAUAAAUGUCACUCUUGCAUUUAAUAAAGAUUUAUCAUCCAAA